GCUCAAGAUCGCUAUAGGCUAUAGGUCCUAUAGGUGAGAGGAUGGACAGCACACCCCUCUCAGACCUCUUGCCAUGGAAGACCCGAGACCCAGCGAACGACUCGUUCUGGGAUUUGUACAGUCGCUUGGGUGAGUGCUAUGAAGCUGACAUGAGGCAAGUGGGAGCGAUGGGUAAAGGACCGAAGCGAGUUGUGAGUUCUGGAUCUGUGGGGAUUCGCUCUGGACACAUGGCGCCUGGCACAGCCCUCAGCUUACUGGAGCCUCAUGCGCCGUCGCGGGUGAGGAGCCCGCCCCAUAUCACAACAGUGGCUCCGCGGAGUGGCAUGGAAUCGGAUGAACUGGGCCAAUCACCUUUGACAAGUGGAAGCCUCAGCAUCGUCCCACCAGGGCCCGAACCUGACGUGCCAGCAAAUGAGCCCCCCAUGUUCCAUCAUCGCACGAGUCACAACUCGAGCUCAAGACACUACUUUCCCCUGCCUUGCUGGUUGACAAAACCACGAUUAUACAGGAGUCGCGGCGGUGGAAAUGCGGAGACUGUUCGGUCAGCCAUCGCAGUGGACCAUGACUCACCGCCGUGGAUCUUGAACCCCACCGGCCACUUCCGCAAUCUUUGGGAUUUCAUCGGCAUUGGCCUUCUCACUUUGGACACUAUGAUCUUGCCAGUGCAGUUUGUGAACGAAGACUUCUACAGUCAGUAUCCUUCCUUGGCAGUGAAUUCGCGGAUUGCUGCAUUCUACUGGCUCACAGACAUCGUUCUCUCAUUCUUCACUGGAUAUUUGAAGAAAGGCGCGUUGGUGACCUCUCGGAGGAAAAUAGCAUGGAACUACGUGCGUUCUUGGUUUCUGCCGGAUAUCAUUGUCACCAUCAUUGACAUAACUUUGGAGUUUUCAACAGAUAUGUCCAAAGCCAACCGUGCGAGCACCCGUAUUUUGCGGCUUCUGAGGCUUUUGCGAGUGGUGAGACUGGGCAAGCUCACCCGCUUCGCUGCUUUUUUGCGGGACAGGUUCGAGACGCAGGUCGCAUCUGUCCGAUUCAGUUUGGUGAUCAUCAUUACGGGCAUGCUGCUGUUGGAGCACGUCAUCGCCUGUGGUUGGUUCGGCCUGGGCUCCAUGGAAUCAGCCAGUGGCAAGACUUGGCUGACCGAAUACGAGCUACAAGAUGACACUUUCUUCAAGCAGUAUACUGCAAGUUUGAGAUGGGCAUUUUCCCAACUUGGCAUUGGGGGCACGGACAUCGAGGCCACGAAUGAACGAGAGGGCACUUAUUCGCUGAUGGUAGCGUUGAUCUCUCUUGUGAAUUUCUCGACCAUUAUCAGUUCCAUGACCUCUUUGGUGAGCACCCUUCAAGGCCGACGAAUGGAGGAGACGCAGCAGUUUGGUCUUCUGCGUCGCUUCUUGCGCACCAACAAUAUUUCGUCGAACCUCUCACAGAGGAUCACCCGCUUCCUGCAAUACACGUAUCACCAACGAGAGACAAAUUCGCAUGAUCCGUACAUCCUCGCUUACCUCUCCAAAUCACUGCAGGCUGAGCUCCAGUUAGCCCGCUACAGCGAUUGCUUGGCACAUUUGCCCUUUGUAGAUCAGCUUCUGACCAAUGGCAUGCGCGUUCAAGAAAAUCACAUCAUGCAGACCUUGGCACAGAGGGCUGUGGCAAUCUUGGAUUCUGCGGAGGAUGACGUGGUCUUUUGCCACGGUUGCAGAGCUGAUGCAACGUAUUUCACUUUGCAUGGAGCACUCAGCUACUUGAAAAACGACGAUCCAACAAGGGUUCGCUUUGGGCAGUGGAUCUCAGAAAUGUGCUUGUGGACUGAGUGGUUUCAUGUUGGGGACCUCCUCUCCGUCAGUUUCGCCAAGCUGGUGGCUAUCAACGUUGAUGAGUUUUGCAACAUCAUUGCCACAGCAGGUGCUGUGCAGGUACAGGCUCAUGAAUAUGCCAUCAGCUUCGUGGAGCAAUUGAACAAAGAAAUAGAUGUGAACGACUUGUGGCAGAUGGCCCCGCCGGUGACCAAAAAAUAUACAACUUUGAAGAAGGAUACCUGGUCUGAGUAUUUCAGCUCUUCGCUGCCAUUCGCACAGUGGAAGAAGACCUCGACCCGGAAGUUGAAAGUAUCACCUGAUCCACCUGAUCUUACGUAAGUCGUGGCAUGUCCUUACCAUUCCUAUACCAUUCCCGACCUAUGAGCGCAUCUAGAAGCAUGAUCGUUUUCCAAUCGAGGGCAUGAUGAAAAAAAA
Cladocopium goreaui is the source of this 2231-nucleotide messenger RNA. Lineage: Eukaryota; Dinophyceae; Suessiales; Symbiodiniaceae. The record is from the annotation of a GenBank genome assembly.